Nothobranchius furzeri (turquoise killifish) is the source of this 4954-nucleotide messenger RNA. RefSeq names its product eukaryotic translation initiation factor 2-alpha kinase 1 (gene eif2ak1). The record is from RefSeq and is a predicted model, not a curated record. NCBI's taxonomy places the organism in Eukaryota, Metazoa, Chordata, Actinopteri, Cyprinodontiformes, Nothobranchiidae. Gene Ontology annotation, cellular component: nucleus; cytosol; cytoplasm. Gene Ontology annotation, molecular function: ATP binding; eukaryotic translation initiation factor 2alpha kinase activity. Gene Ontology annotation, biological process: protein phosphorylation.
UUUUGAUCAAAUGGAAAAUAUUUUUUUAGACAUUUUUCUGUCUAAACUUAAUAAAUUAUUACUGUUUUAACUGCUGUGGAUUUUUUCCUAAAAUAUAUUAAAAUAGCCUCAUGAGUCCAAUUCUGUUAAGAUCGAAUGAUCAGUUCCCCCAUGCUGAAGUAGGGCUGGACAAUAUGGCCUAAAAUCAACAUCAGGAUAUGAGGAUUUCAUUUCAACUGCAGGUGUGCGCAAAAACAAAAGUUGUCCACUAGAUGGGGCUGUCACAUACAUUACGUUGAGUCACAUUUUUACGUAACUCAAGGUGGUACAGCUUCUUAAAAGGACAUGGAUGUUGCCAACCUACACACAUCUUUUCAUUUUUUUUAUUAUCAAAUUUAUUGACGUGGGAAAAUGAUCUUGAUGAGAGUCAGAAAUUUUGCUAACGAAAAAAUGUUCGAUUUAUUGCCCAGCCCUAUGCUGAAGCAAAAUGUAGUUAUUUUUCUGAUGCUUCCAGGUCUUAAUUCUGCCAUGAAUUUGCUUAUAUCUCAUCUUAAAGGGACUUUACGGAGUUUAGAAUUUUUAUGCUCACGAUUGCCCCCUCAAGCCAAAAGCAUAACGGCAGCUUCAAUAGUAGGCUCGUGCACGAGGCGCGCAUGCUGUACGUGCACACUCCUUAACGAAAAUAACAGCUGAGACAGUCCUGUGUGUGUGUGUGUGUGUGUGUGGCCCAGAGGACAGAGGAAAGGAGAACGUGCAGCUAAUUAAUUAAAUAAUUUGGUUCUGUACCUUUCUCUUCAGCACAGCCGACAAAGGUUUAUAAUGGGUCUGUCCUCCUGCAUGCUCAGAUCAUUCCCUUCCCUUGCUUGAAAAAUUGUUCCAAAUUGAAAGUUGAACCCACAUCUUUUUUAUCUGUGAAUUCAAUGCCGUUCGGCGAUUCUCAAAUAAAAAUGUGGGCAUCUUACUGUAAAAAAUAUACCAUUAAUGUAAAAAUGAAACUCUAAAUAAAAAAAGUAUGGUCACAUCCAGACUCAAACCCGGGUCGUCAGUUCAUCAGUCCGAUGUCUUACUAGGUGAGCUAAACCGCCAGUGACAUCUCUUGUAUCUGUAACAUUUAUAUCGUUGAUAACUACUGAAACAACGUUCAAAGAACGGUUCGGAGCAAAAAUGGCUAUUUUGUUGCUAAUUUGCAGGAAAUAUCUAGAAGAAAGUUCUACAGAAAGUAGCUAAGGGUCCUCAGAAAUGUAGCUAGGUUCAUCACUAGGCGUUAGGAACAGCGACAAAGUCGCUGAGUUGGCACUACCUCUCUCUGCUGCUAAAGCUACUGAAAGCAAAUGCUACGGGCGAUGCCUGAGCGUGAACACGCAUGAAGCAGCCUGCUCGACCCGAGCAGCUCUCUUUUUCUGUGAUUUUACAGAAAAACAGGCAAUCACAGUAAAAAUGCCAGGGCUCAUUCUACAGGACCAGCGCAUUGCAGGAGAAUGUAUGAAGAAGAAAUGUAUUAUUUCUAUACAUGUUUUGGCUGUCAAACUUCCAUAAUGCCCCUUUAAUUAACCACAUAAAAAAAAAACGUUGUCAGUUUGUGAACUGUUGUGAAAUUCUGGAGAUAAAAACAGUUUUCAGAUGUGUGUUAUUUCUGGUAACUGAGGCCUUCAUUAACGGAGGUAAAAUAUUCCAACAUUUAUCCAGAAGCAAACCCCAGAACGUUACUUCUUUUAACUUCAGGGCAUCAUCAAAAGCAGCAAAUAAGAUACAUUCUGACUCAUAAUAUCAUUUUGCGACCAAAUAGCGAUGUGUAUUGGUUAAAUUAUGGUGAUGUGAUAUGUAUCACGAUACCGUGGAGACGUUACAAUAUAUCACGAUGUAUCGCGAUACAUUCAGUCAGACGUUAUUAGUGAUUUUUGUAGACUGAGUUUAUUAUAGGAAAAUUCAGUAAAUAAGCGGAUACUUAACAUGUUUAGCAUGAGGUAUCUUAACCAUAAUAGAAGUAUUUAUAUUUCAAUGGCAGAAACAAAACCCAUUGCACACUGCUGCCAACUAGCGGUCGGUGAUUUAAUUGCAUCAAAAGAAAAAGAAAAUACACAAAUGUUUGCAUGUAAAUUACUGAUGCACAGAUGUAAAAUUUUGGGGCCGAUACUGAUAUCCGAUAUUAAUCUCACUGUUGUGGCCGAUAACCGAUAUUUGCUCAAUACCGAUAUACUGACAUUAAUGCUUUUAAAAUCAGCAGAUUUUGUAUAGAAUUAAAUUAUUAAAGCUGACUUUAAGUUAUUAUGUACACACACCACACACGUUUAUGGUUCUGAGAUGAUUACAUUAACUGUUCACAUGAAUAAACAAUUACACAUCACCCCCCUCACCCUCUGAAACAGGCAAACAAAUGGAGACGAGAUGGAAAAAAUAUCUGUUGUUAAUAUCAGCUUGGCUUUAUUUAUCGAACUGAUACCGAUAUGUUAAAAAAAUGACUAACAUCGGCUGAUACCGAUAUGGAUUCUGAUAUAUUGGCCAUCUCUUAAUGUAAAUUCUUUCAAAAAUUAGAUACACGACUUUUGAAUAUCGAUAUAAUAUUGCAGGGAAAUGUAUCACGAUAUAUUGCCAUAUCAAUAUUUCCUAGCAUCCCUAGGGUCCAAGCAUGUCCUAAAUGUCACACACACUUUAAAGAAAGAGGAUGUGAAACCACUGGACUAGAAAAUUAGGCUUUUUAACAUUUCUAUUUCUCACUCAUAUGUGCAGUAGGUGACGGGGAGGGGCUUGGUCUCCACUGGAUGCAGCAGAUAAGAGCUUCUUCUGUGCACACCCCCCUGUGUAUAAACAAGAUGAGCUUAUUUAAUGUGUUGCAGUCGGAGGGAAUAAUCAUUAGAAUAGUUCGGAGUAUUGCAUCAGAAAGGUCAUUAUGGAUACAAAUAUGGACCUAUUAGAGAAAAACAUAGUUGAAAUGAUGGCUAAAUUUAUCGAAGAAGCCUCUGAUACAGAAAAUAGCGGCGAGGUGCUGAUGGCUGGUAGACAUUACUCAUCUAUCCAAGAGUUUGCCUCUGCGAUCCCUAACCACCUUCUCCUCGGGUCACUGCUCGAGCACCUGUGCUGCGUCUACGAGAGCAACCCCGCACGCUCACGCAUGCUCUUCAAAGUCAUAGGCCAGCGUUUAGCAGCCAUGAACCUGCUUUCACCUUUGGCCAUAAGUGAUGAAUUCAGCACCGUCAGGCUCCAACACAACUGGGCCUUCACUGAGCUGCUGAAUGCUGCUAGCUCCUCACUGUAUCCACAGGGGCAACAUUUUAGUACAAACACACACAAUCCUGCUGUCAGGUCCAAGGAGGGACUGUUCCAAGCACAAACAUCACGAUAUCUGAGUGAGUUUGAGGAGCUCUGCAGGCUUGGGAAAGGAUCAUAUGGGAAUGUUUUUAAGGUUAUGAACAAACUAGAUGGACAAUUUUACGCUGUGAAGAAAAUUCUCAUUAAAAAAGUCUCAAAGGAAGACUGCAUGAAGGUCCUCAGAGAAGUCAAAGUCCUAUCCAGCUUGCAGCAUGUAAACGUUGUGGGUUAUCACACCGCAUGGAUGGAGCAUGUUCAGCCGGCAGCAUACCCCGAGUCACACCUUCCCGCUCUGAAAUCUCCUGGUCAAGAAGACGGUUUUAAAGACAGCCCUGAAAACAGCAGUAGCAGCUCUUCUAUAGUGUUUGAAAGUUUAAGUCAACCAGGGGCAGAUGCUGUUUCAAAAGCCAAAGACUCUCCAUCAGAUGGCCACGUGGUGUGUCCUAGGACCAUGCGUCGCAUCCCUGAGAACUACGUGCCUUGUGUGUUCCUGGGUCAGCGAGAGCCUAAAAGAGGCUCCAAGUGUCUGGCUAUGGGCUGGGAUGCUUCGCCGUUGUUGGAGGAGGGGUCGAGCAGGAGCAGCAUUGAACUGAACAACAACUCCUGUCUCGACAAGGAAUGUCCUCAGUGGGCUGACAGGAAACGCACAAGAAGGCCUUCUAAAGAGGUACAUUUCCACCUGAUGCUUUAUAUCCAGAUGCAGCUGUGUGAGCGCUCACUAAAGGACUGGAUCUCUGAGAGGAACGCUAGACCAAUAAACAACCACAUAUCAGGGACUCCAUAUGAUCUUGUCGAUACUGAACACACUCUGAGCUUGCUGAAAAACAUACUGGAGGGAGUGGAGUACAUUCACUCAAGAGGAAUCAUGCACAGAGACCUGAAGCCAAGGAACAUCUUCCUUCAUGGUCACGACUGCCAUGUCCGGAUUGGGGAUUUUGGUUUGGCCUGUAGGGAUAUAAUAUUCGAUGAUCACAAAAUAACCACUUCUGGUGGCGAUGAUUCUGCUCAUACUUCAGGUGUUGGUACAUUUGUGUAUGCAGCACCAGAGCAGCUGAAAGGCUCCCAUUAUGAUUCUAAGUCAGAUAUGUACAGCAUCGGAGUUCUCCUCUUUGAGCUAUUCCAGCCUUUUGGGACUGAGAUGGAGCGAGUCCGGACCCUCGAGGACCUGAGAGAAGGGAAAAUCCCAGAUUUAUUCUUCCACAAAUGGCCGGUUCUGACUAAGUUCAUCAUGAAGCUGACAAGUAAAGAGCCUAGUGUUCGGCCCACGGCCAGGCGGCUCCUAGAGUCUGAACUCUUCUGCAAUAAAGAAAUGGUAAUUCGUGGAUUGCAGAAAAAGGUUGAGGAGCAGGAGGAGGAGAUCACGCAGCUGAGGCUGCAGAUCAGUCGGCUUCAGACAUCAAAAGUCAGUUAGUUUCUCUGAUUUGGACAAGACCUGUGCCUGAAAACCAACAAACAGCCACUGCUGGAAGUGUGUGUGUAUGCUGAACAUCUGAACAUGACGACUUUAUAAUUUGCCCCAUCGUCUUGGUGCUUAAAAGUUAAAUUGAGAUACAACUGGUUAUUUCAGAGAAGCAGUUUGUGACAAAAUAACUGACAGUUUGAGCCUUUGUGUUAGUGUGUUUGUGCAGCUCAUCUUUUGUGUAUGUAACAUAAAAACUAUUGUAAACAU